Molecule: messenger RNA, 1566 nt
Organism: Aspergillus campestris IBT 28561
Lineage: Eukaryota; Fungi; Ascomycota; Eurotiomycetes; Eurotiales; Aspergillaceae
Exons: 2
Coding region: 148-1410 (420 amino acids)
Source: RefSeq, a predicted model, not a curated record
CUCAACACCCCUUUGUAUUCUAUGAUCCCCCUCAAUCCAGCCUCCCUUUUAUCUUGCUCCCAAUCCAACGCUCGUGAGAUGUGAUUUGAAUGCAUUGCAACCCACAAAGUUCUAUGCGCCACCUCUAAUUGCCCAUCAGCGACCGCAAUGUCUUACCGUCAAGAUCCUCGUCGGCGGGUCGCACCUGGCACCGGUUUCAGCUCCUCGGGGCGACGAACGGUCCUAGGAUACUACGCCCCUCUAGCUUUAACUGUCAGCGUGGCGGCAAUCGGCAUUGCGGCGUGGAUCUGGAGUGAACGCAGUGAAGAUGACGAUGAUGAACGCGACCAACCCGGAGACGACAAUCGCAUCCCCGCGUCCGGCCCCGAUGGGGGUGUCUACCCCCACGACACAUAUCCUGAUGGUUUCGCCAGGGCAGAAGAGGGUGAGGGCCUCCCCGGCGACCCUGGCGUGAUGGCCCGCUGGCAGGGAGCUUUGCGCCGCACCCCCAGUCCUCAGCAGAUCUUCGACGGCGCAAGCAAAAAGGUCGCCGCUGGCGUGGCUGCUGCGGGAGCGUUUGUCGGCGGUGCCCUGACCUCGAUCCGGGAGGAAGACCGAGGGGCCUUUGAGGACCAUUCUCGGUGGUCCGAAGAGGUGGAAUCUAGAAAUCAGCGCAGGGACCAGCCCCCUGCCCCGUCUAUGAGUGGAGCGCUCCCAAGUCGCGGAGUCGGUAGCGUCGAUAGAAAGAAGACGGUAGCGAUUGUGGUUUCGUCGGAGACUUUACCGGUUGACCCUGAAGAUUUAACGUCCGACCAUGUGUCCAUUCUUUCUCACCUCCCUGAACAUGUAACCCCCGAGACGGCUAAAAUCUUCGUCAUGAUCUACGCGCCCGGCCUCAAGCAUGCUCCCCACCAGGGGAAUGAUUCCCGCCCUACAUUGUCCAUCGCUUCGUCAUAUUCGAACAUUGCCCAUGAAGAAGCUGCCUCUGCCGACCUCGCCAGCGGCGAUUUGGCCUCUCCCGGUUCCCACCACGGCGAUGAGAGCGAGGAUACCUCCCCGCUUUUCAAGACCCUUUACACCCAAGCCCAGGCCAUCGUUGAGAAGGAGACCACCAUCAUGGCGUUCAGCACUCCCGGAGGCUACGUGCACCUGGUGCGCCACAUCUCGCCCGAAAUUGUGUAUGUCCAGGAGUCCUUGACCGGGAAAGAGGGGAGCGCCGCACAGCACAUCUCUGGUUGGGUCCGACAGGUUGUGGUCGUGGUCGGUGAUCGCGGUGGUCUAAUCGACAGCGAGGAUGAGUCGGCCCUGGCAGACAAAGGCGAGAACUGGUGGGAAAAGGAAGGCAUGACGGGUAUCGGCAAACGGAUUGAUGUUGUUGAUGUGCUCCGUGUGGGCGAUGAUUGGCGACGAAGGGUGGCUGGUUUUGACUAAAUGGCUGAAGUGAUGCCCACACGGUCUCUAAAUGAGACACUGUUGAUAUGCUGGGCUAUUACUUGGAUGUUUAUAUGACUUGUUGUUUUCUGUUUCUUAUUAUCUUUACCUGACGAUCGAUUUGAUUCCCCUUAAUGAAAUGUGUAUACUCGCGUG